CUGCACUACGGGACCCUCCUGGGCAGCAGAGCUUGUGCUCACAUGGCAGCAGCUGCCUGGGCCAGUGGCUUUCUCUAUUCUCUGCUACACACAGCCAAUACAUUUUCCCUGCCCCUGUGCCAUGGUAAUGCCUUGGGCCAGUUCUUCUGUGAAAUCCCACAGAUCCUGAAGCUCUCCUGCUCCAAAUCCUACCUCAGGGAGCUUGGGCUCAUUGCAGUUUGUGUCUGUUUGGUAUUUGGUUGUUUUGUGUUCAUUGUUUUCUCCUAUGUGCAGAUCUUCAGGGCUGUGCUGAGGAUCCCCUCUGAGCAGGGACGGUACAAAGCCUUUUCCACCUGCCUCCCUCACCUGGCUGUGGUCUCCCUGUUUGUUAGCACUGCAGCCUUUGCCUACCUUAAGCCCCACUCCAUCUCCUCCCCAUCCCUGGAUCUGACCCUGUCAAUUCUGUACUCAGUGGUGCCUCCAUUGGGGGUAGGGGCAGCGACGCAAACCGUGGAGGACUUUGACCCGGUCGGGUGCGCGGAGGCACGAACGCCGGAACCCCCUCAGCGACCGGACUCACCAUCGGAGGGGGGGGAAUACGUGCGGACGUUUUGGCAGGGGCUAGCACAGGAGGCGCGGAAUGCUGCUAUAAUAUCGGACCCCGAAGCGGUUGAUAAAAACGCACCCCCCCAUAUGCGUUUGAAAAUGGUGCUGGAGUGA
Molecule: messenger RNA, 699 nt
Organism: Melospiza melodia melodia
Lineage: Eukaryota; Metazoa; Chordata; Aves; Passeriformes; Passerellidae
Product: olfactory receptor 14J1-like
Exons: 2
Biological process (GO): detection of chemical stimulus involved in sensory perception of smell; G protein-coupled receptor signaling pathway
Cellular component (GO): plasma membrane
Molecular function (GO): olfactory receptor activity
Source: RefSeq, a predicted model, not a curated record